AUGUCUAUGAACGAAUCCGACUGUACCGUUCUACGGGAUGGCUUCCCUAGACCAUUCCCUGACACCCCUACCAAUGUCUUGGAGCAGUUCAAGAUGUCUGGCAAGGUGGUUGUCGUGACUGGUGGCGCUGACGGUAUUGGCUACGCUGUUGCGGAGGGAAUGGCUGAAGCCAACGCCCAUGUUGUGUUAUGGUAUAACUCAAACGAUGUAGCUAUCCAGAGAGCGCAAGAUCUUGGGGUUAAGCACAGUGCCAAAACUGCUGCUUACAAAGUCGACGUAUCGGACGCUGAGUCGGUGCAAAAAGCGGUACAGCAAGUGGUACAAGACUUUGGCAAGAUAGACGUCUUCGUCGCCAACGCGGGAAUGGCCAUCAGCAAGCCAAUCCUGGAACAGACUCUCCCCGAAUUCGAUAAGCAAAUGUCCGUGAAUGUCAACGGAGUUGUCUAUUGCUCCAAAUACGUCGGCGAAGUCUUCAAACGCCAAGGCAACGGUGUUCUCAUCAUCACCUCUAGCAUGAGCGCACAUAUCGUCAACGUCCCUGUCGACCAACCUAUUUACAAUGGCACCAAAGCAUUUGUGACGCAUUUCGGCAAGUCGCUAGCUCGCGAGUGGAGAGAGUUCGCCCGCGUCAACAUCGUAUCGCCCGGUUUCUUUGAUACCAAGAUGGGAGCUGGUCCACUAGCACUGAACGAAGCUUACCGCAUGUCGGUGCUUGGCAGACAGGGACAUGUGAAGGAAAUCAAGGGCUUGUAUUUGUACUUGGCCAGUGAUGCAUCCACAUAUACAACUGGAUCAGAUAUUAUCAUUGACGGCGGUUAUGUACUUCCUUAG
This is a messenger RNA of Fusarium redolens, 831 nucleotides long. RefSeq names its product reductase with broad range of substrate specificity. Gene Ontology annotation, molecular function: oxidoreductase activity, acting on NAD(P)H, oxygen as acceptor. Gene Ontology annotation, cellular component: intracellular anatomical structure. NCBI's taxonomy places the organism in Eukaryota, Fungi, Ascomycota, Sordariomycetes, Hypocreales, Nectriaceae. The transcript has 4 exons. The record is from RefSeq and is a predicted model, not a curated record. Bases 1 to 831 code for a protein of 276 amino acids.